Messenger RNA from Caenorhabditis remanei, 267 nucleotides. RefSeq lists its product as uncharacterized. Bases 1 to 267 code for a protein of 88 amino acids. The transcript has 2 exons. The record is from RefSeq and is a predicted model, not a curated record. Lineage: Eukaryota; Metazoa; Nematoda; Chromadorea; Rhabditida; Rhabditidae.
AUGCGUCUUCUCAUCAUCGUCGCCGCCAUCGCGUUCAUCGCCAUCUCCACCAGCCAAAGCGUCGCUGCUUACUCCGUCGAGCCACGUCUCGCCACCUUCAGCGAUGGAUCGGCUGCGGAGUUGGCUCGCCAGGCUCGUAACAACGAGCUCGAGUUCAUCAAACGCUUCCUGCCAGCAAAGGAGCGCCGUGCUCCACUCGAAGGAUUCGAGGACAUGUCCGGAUUCCUUCGCACCAUCGACGGCAUCCAGAAGCCAAGAUUCGGUUGA